AUGUCAACUGUCCCCUCCGCUGCCACGCUCUCCCUCACGAGCUUCCUGGAUGUCCUCAAGCAAGGCCGACAACUCCGGUCCCUGGAACUGGACCGCUUCCUCUGCAAGGUUUGGGAAAGUUCCUCUUCGCUCCAGGGGCGCCUCAUCAACCUUCCCCGCUUGAGUGUCUGCGGUAUCAAAGACACUACAGCGCACAUUGUGCAGCUCAUGACGCAUCUCGGUCUUUCCACCUCCUGCUGCAUCUCCCUGGAAGCGACGAACAGUAAGAACGUCACGUACGCAUCCUUACUCCCCGACGAUCUCAGUCGCUUUCCUUCCCUGAGCCGGGUCUCGGCUUUACCCGUUGAGCUCCGGGAAUUCGCUGGCGGCUCAGCGGAGUUCACCCUUCCCAACAACGCCUGGUAUCGACUAGCGUUCCCCGCAAAUGCCACGGGGCCCAUGUCUAUCACAGUCAGCCUGUCACAUAUCAUCGAGUCCUUUCUUACCACCACCGCCCUUACCAGGCUGUCGUCGCUGCACGUCUCCAGCGGCGGGUUGUUUUACUACGUGUGGGAUGACAUUUUCGAGUCCCUCCCGGCGAUGCAGACGCUCACCUUCGUACAAACCCACACAAGCUCCCCAGCCGACAAUCCUCCAAAAUUCCCCAUCCUGAUCCUCCAAUCUCUCGCAGGCUCCAAGGACUCCGCUCCGAGGUGUCCCCUACUCCAGGUCCUCCGGAUCGCCACCAAGGUACCGUUCGAGCUUGAAGAGCGUCCGAUGGAGAUACCGCUGAUGCUCCUGCGCGCCCGUGUCGCGCGCGGGAUGCCGCGCUUGAGACAUCUCGCGCUGAAGGUACACUGGGACACGGACCUGACCGGUGUGGAGGAUGUGGCCGAGAAUUUCUCGUUCAAAUAG
Trametes versicolor FP-101664 SS1 is the source of this 894-nucleotide messenger RNA. RefSeq lists its product as uncharacterized. The coding region runs from base 1 to 894 and encodes 297 amino acids. The transcript has a single exon. The record is from RefSeq and is a predicted model, not a curated record. Lineage: Eukaryota; Fungi; Basidiomycota; Agaricomycetes; Polyporales; Polyporaceae.